Molecule: messenger RNA, 353 nt
Organism: Darwinula stevensoni
Lineage: Eukaryota; Metazoa; Arthropoda; Ostracoda; Podocopida; Darwinulidae
Source: the annotation of a GenBank genome assembly
AGAUUCUUUUUUUUCUCCCCAGAUUCUUAUAACUUGGGUAAAGUUUCCCAGUUGAAAGAGUCACAUUAGACAUGGAGGCAAGACCGGGCCCACAGGUGAAGACAGCACCUUAUUCUAGUGACCCAGAUCCCAUGAUAUACGGGUUGAAGAUGCCUGUUGCAGGUCAGGCAGGAGUUUCUCACCCCCUGCAGGAAAAAAUCAGCAAAAAAGCAAUCAUUGAAGAAAUGAGCAUUCACUCAUUACAGAAGAUACAGGACGAGAUGAUCGACUUCACCAGCUUCCUAAACCCUCCUGAGUUUCAAGAGUCUACAGCACAGCCUCACAUCAUGAUUGAGAAAAAACUUGGUCUCCUU